UGGUAGGCCCUCUGGCUUCACGGGAACUAGGCAACCCAAACCGCCCGCCGCGGUGCUGCACCAUGAAGUUGCUGCUGCUGCCUUUGGCGGCGGCACGGCUAACCAAGUGCCCAGGGGAAGACCGCUCGCCUGAGGGGACCUGCACAGUGGAUGGAGGCUUCGUUUGUUUGCAGCUACUGGAUGCACAUGGUAGCCGCCACUUCGCCCCGGGGCAAGACUGGUGGGACAUCACCGGCCAGACCGCGAAAUGGGACGACCGGAUACGCGGCAAUGGCGGGGACAGCUGGUGCGUGUGUGCCACAUGCGCCUCGGAGAUCGUGGACAAGGUGGGGUGCGAGAACAUGCCCAUCCGCUGCGAUGCAACCAAUGAGCGGGACGUCUUUGGCAUUGACUUGCCUGAGUACAAAUCCCUGGAGCGCUGCUUGCGAAGCAAGUGCCACAUGACACAGCUUUGGGACGCCAACUUCCCGGAAGUACAGAGCCAGUUGCAGCGCAGCUGGGCCCUGCCCGCCGCCCUGGCCUGUGCCGCCGUCUCGGUGGCUGUGGCCCUGGCGCUGCUACUGCGACGGCUUUCUACGCAAGUUGCGCGCUACGAGCCGCUGGCAGACAGCAGCGAGGAUGAGGUCCUGCUGGACUGCGAGUGA
Messenger RNA from Effrenium voratum, 644 nucleotides. The record is from the annotation of a GenBank genome assembly. NCBI's taxonomy places the organism in Eukaryota, Dinophyceae, Suessiales, Symbiodiniaceae.